AUGGCGUUUUGGUGGAAGAAAAGUCCUAAGUCUCCUUCGGAUUAUGCAAAGCUUCUUUCCGAGCAGUUGAACAAAUUCGAAACCGCCUCUACAGCCGACAGCAGACGCAAGACGCAAGACGAAUGUAGCAAGUAUUUGACUGGGACGAAGCAUUUCAUGUUGGGCGAAGUGGAUCCUGCUCCGAGCACAGAGUCCCUCGACGAGUUGUUCGGUGCCAUCUAUCACACAGACUUGCUGUAUGACCUGCUGGCGCAUCUCACGGACCUUGAUUUUGAAGCUUGUAAAGAUGUGGCGCUGAUCUUUUCAACUUGUUUGAGGCGAUCCAAGGACAACAAGCUUGUCACAGUCGACUUUCUCGUGGCCAGACCCCGAUUCAUAGCACUCAUGUUACGGACCACAGAACUCGCGUUGGCCAAAUCUAAUUCCAACGAUCUUUUCCUUACAGUGGGAUCGGUAGUACUUGAAUGCGUUAAGUAUGAGCAAUUGUGUCGCUUGAUCCUCAAGGAUCAACAGAUGUGGAAAUUCUUCGACUACGCAAGACAGGGCUCUUUUGAAGUAAGCACGGAAAGCUUGCAAAUUCUAACCAACACCUUUACCUCGCAUCACAAACUGGUUUCAACCGAGUUUUUCAGUCAACCCGUGCUUCUGUCGCGUUUCAUCAGUAGACUCAACAAACUCAUAGCACACGGGAAUUACGUGACCAAAAGGCAAAGCAUUAAGCUACUUUACAACUUGAUCAUGGUAAGAGCUUACAAUCAACUUCUCACGUCCUACAUUAAUUCACCUGAAAAUUUGAAGCUUAUCAUGAUACUUUUGAGCGAUCGCUCCAAGAAUUUACAAAUAGGCUCAUUCAACGUCUUCAAAGUGUUCAUCGCUAAUCCUCGAAAAUCCAAACAGGUUCUUGAUAUUUUGAUCAAAAAUAGAGAAAAGCUGCUUCAGUAUUUCGAGAAUUUCAACACUGACAGUAAAGACUCGACGUUUCUGGAUGAAAAGGAUUACGUUUCUCAAGAAAUUGAGGCAUUGCCCCGGCUUGUUUCCUCUGGUAGUGAACCUUACCUGGGCUCGUCCCCUCAAAAGAACCUGGUUAACUGA
Messenger RNA from Lachancea mirantina, 1092 nucleotides. The record is from the annotation of a GenBank genome assembly. Lineage: Eukaryota; Fungi; Ascomycota; Saccharomycetes; Saccharomycetales; Saccharomycetaceae.